AUGAGUCGUAAGAAGGGGUGUUUUGCGCGGAUUUGUGUCGAGCUGGAUUUGAAUGCACCUCUACGACCGCUGAUUCUAGUUAAUGGUAAAGCCAAGAGGGUGCAAUACGAGGGAAUUCACCUCAUAUGCUUUCGUUGUGGUCGUUAUGGCCAUAAUGCUGACCAUUGCUCGAACACGAUGUCGGUGGACAAGGAUAAGGGACUAAGGGGACAGCAGGGGGAGCAUCCUGAAGGACCAGCUGAAAGCUCGGCGGCGACACCGUCAGCAACAGUCACAAACACAAAGAACUCAUCGGGUUCAGAGUCCUUGUAUGACCCCUGGAUGAUCGUUCAACGGCCCCGCCGAGGUAGGCGGCCGGAGCUUCGAAUUGGGAAAGGGGAUGAAGAACGGCGGAAGUCUCGGGAUAGAGCAGCUGAGAAGGAGCAAGGAUCUCGGUUUAAUUCGUUGAUUGUUGAGGAGGGAGAGAUUGAGGGCGAGAAUGUGGAGCCGCCGGCUACAUCGGGAAAUAUUUUGAAGGAGCACGUGACAAAAGGAGAUAAUAAAGGGGUGUCAGCUGGGCAAAAAACAAAAAAUGAUGUUGGGCCUCGAAACAAAUUGAAAGGGAUAGUGAGCAAAAUAGUCGGGCCUCAGAACAGAGCUUGUGGUGAAGGAACUUCAAAAACCAAAAAUCAGGGUGUGACUUCCAGUGAGAUGCCUAGACUUUUGAAUGCUAAGUCUAAACUAGGACUGGGCCGAAGUGAUGUGAAGAAGGUAGCUCAAGAAGGUGGUGAACAAGGUUUAACAGGGAAAGACGAUAUCCCAGCCUUGGUUAAGGACGGUACUGGACGCGACCCACCUCAGAGGAGUCCUGCCGUGGUACCAAUGGACAUAAUAGAAGGGGACCCACCUGAUCCUGGAGCAACUGGGCAUAAUGUGCUUGCCAUACAUGAUAAUCCUUUAUCGGAUGUGCUACAGAAUGAUUUGAGGUUUGGGGAGGAUGGUUCCAAGGCGGAUUCGUAG
Molecule: messenger RNA, 999 nt
Organism: Neltuma alba
Lineage: Eukaryota; Viridiplantae; Streptophyta; Magnoliopsida; Fabales; Fabaceae
Exons: 1
Coding region: 1-999 (332 amino acids)
Molecular function (GO): nucleic acid binding; zinc ion binding
Source: RefSeq, a predicted model, not a curated record